Messenger RNA from Nematolebias whitei (Rio pearlfish), 1133 nucleotides. It is a transcript of the gene mbip, whose product is annotated as MAP3K12 binding inhibitory protein 1. The transcript is spliced from 9 exons. Gene Ontology annotation, cellular component: cytosol. NCBI's taxonomy places the organism in Eukaryota, Metazoa, Chordata, Actinopteri, Cyprinodontiformes, Rivulidae. The coding region runs from base 1 to 1032 and encodes 343 amino acids. The record is from RefSeq and is a predicted model, not a curated record.
AUGGCGGAGACAUCGAAGCUAAGUGAAAGCGAAGCUCCUCCCAGUGAGCCAACUAAAAUGUCCAGUUACAGGCACUGCAUGGAUGUGAUACUGAAGCUGCUUUCAGACUUUGGAAAAGAGCUCAAAUUAGAAGAGGCUGCUUUGAAAAUAGAAGUGAACCCCAGUGCUGUCGAGCUUUCUUCGUCUUCAGAGACUCGGAUUUAUUCGUGCUUGCAGGCGCAUAUCACAAAAUUACAGGCUGUUUCCAAAAGCCUGAGAUCACUGGUGGAGGCUGAUGGUGUUACAUCAGUGAAAGAAAACACACUGGAUAAAGGUGUCUCAUCAUCCUCAGUAAAAGUGCAGACAGCUGUGUUGUCUGAGCACCAAGAUCACAACUCUGAGCACCAAGAUCACAACUCUGAGGCUGCAGAGAGUAAGACUUCAGAUGAUGACAUCAUGGUUCAGAUCCGAGCUGGAAAGUCAGAGAUUGAGCGAAGAAUAUCUGCAUUUAUGGAACGCAAGCAGAUGGAGAUCAAUGAAAACAAUGUGCGCGAGUUUUGCAACGUGAUCGACUGCAAUCAGGAAAACAGCUGUGCCAGAACAGAUGCUGUGUUCACUCCUUAUCCAGGCUUUAAAAGCCACGUAAAAGUCACACGUGUAGUAAACACUUACGGGCCUCAGACUCGUAGUGGGGGAUGCCAGGGGGAAGCGGGGGAGCACCAGAGGGGGACGACUGUAAAGGAUUGUGGAAAUGCAGCCAUAGAGGAGCGACUCCAGAACAUCGAGACGCACCUGAAGCUGCCGUCUGUGGGGCCUGUCCCUUUAAACAUCUAUCAGAGACUCAAGAAGCUGGAGGAUCGUAUCCUGGAGCUGGAGGGACUCUCACCCGAGUACUUUCAGUCCACGAGUCAUCUACACAAGAGACCCAAGAUGUCCAGGGCACAGGCCUGCAGUCUGACGGAGCUGGAUGAGAAGAUCAGCGCAGUGAAAGCAGCUCUACUCAAGAGGAUGACUGAGUUUGGACCCAGGUGUGGUACUGAUUAUCCACUGUGAUACACACAAACUGUGCAUGUUUCACGUGCCUUUUUUUAACCAGUCCUCAGUUCAUCUGCACUUUUAUCACGUCUUUAUCAGUAAAACUGGACCGUUCCAAU